AUGGCGACAACAAGAUUGGCUGCCAAUGGUGUUCGGAGUCUCGUGAACCGCAACACGCAGCCAUUUUGCACAACUCCUGCUCGGAGGUCGCAUGUCGUGACCAUCGCCAUUCGAGUGGCAAAGAAUAUGUGGAUAUCCGCAUGCUCUGUGGCCCUCUCGAUCUUGAAGAUUCCCACUGGCCGCCCUCGUGCUAUAACUCUGACAAGUCUUUUGCCCUCCCCUCCUCUUCAACUCCCUCUAACGUUCAUCCCAGCUCCCCCUCUUCGCGACCGAGAAAUCAUAUUCGUCAUGAAUCAUAACUUCGACAGCGCAGAAGCAUUCGUUUGUCCUUUCCAGGAGGAUCUCAUUCUCCCUUACGGCGGUGAACCCCGCAAUGACGCUGAAGAAUUCACCUAUCGCCCUUUCACAUUCCCUUCCAACCCUCAUAACAACGGGGAUGGGUUCACGUAUUCUUCUGGGGAGAAUUUCAUUCCUCCUUCCGACAUCCGUAAUGCUGUUACUGGCCCCUAUCAUUAUGAUACUGGGAGAAUUCAACCGAUGCUGCCGAACCCUACUGGUAUCGUGAUGCCUGCAUCCGCACAAGGGUGGAAUAUCAGUACGGCCAUUCACUAUCCUCAGGAUGAUUUAUCAGUGCUUCCUACCCAACAACCAGUCACCCACCCGUCUAUGAUGUCGUUGGACACGGCCCAUGUAAAUCCUGCAGACACGCUUCUCACGGGUCCCCCCCACGGUAGCAUCGCUCCUCAGCCACAUGUCGCACCCCAGAUUAACCUGCCCAAGCGCUGUGAAUGGGAAAACUGCGGUGCAACUCUGCUCGAUACUAGCAAUGCUGGUAUCAAGAAACACCUACGUCAAUUCCACUCCGUUGCUGACUCGAAGAGUGUGUGCUGCCUGUGGUGCACAGGCAGCACCGUCUGCAAGCACAAUAUGCAGCUGGUCAGCCUCGUGCGACACAUUGCAGAGAUGCACUUGCGUACAAGUGAGGUUCAAUGCCAGGAUUGUGGCCAUCUCUAUGUGAGAGCGGACGUCUUGAGGAAACAUCGGAAGGGCAAUUCGUGCGGCAAACGUCGCUGA
Sparassis crispa is the source of this 1074-nucleotide messenger RNA. RefSeq lists its product as hypothetical. The record is from RefSeq and is a predicted model, not a curated record. Bases 1 to 1074 code for a protein of 357 amino acids. The transcript is spliced from 3 exons. NCBI's taxonomy places the organism in Eukaryota, Fungi, Basidiomycota, Agaricomycetes, Polyporales, Sparassidaceae.